UUAAACAUUACUACUUGCUGUACAAGCUUUCAUUUCUCUGUUCCCACCCCCCUUUUUCUUAUUCCCACACCUUUCGUUUUCUCUUUAUAUUUCUUUCUUCUUCUAAACCCAAAACCUCUCUCUCUCUCUCUCUCUCUAAACACAUAUAGAUCAACCAACCCUACCUUAUCUAUCUAAAUAUCUCUCUCAAACAUUGAUGAUGGAGAAAAAGGGUUUGAAUAUGGAGGAUUAUGCGAAUAUUGGAUCUUUCCCUAGCUACUCAUUUCCAAGUGUUUUUGAUUUAUCGGAAGAAAGGAGCUUCAUGGAGUUACUGGGUGUGCAGCAGAACAUGAACAACUAUAGUGAUAGUUUACUUGAUUUGCCUGUGGUUGUAAAGGAGCCACCUUUGGAGAGUGAUGGGAAUGGAAAAGAGUAUUCAGAGGUUUUGAAUAGUCAACAACAACCUGCUACUCCUAACUCUUCAUCUAUUUCAUCUGCUUCUAGUGAAGCAAUCAAUGAUGAACACAAUAAAACUGUUGACCAAACUAAUAAUCAACUCAACAAACAGUUGAAGGCUAAGAAGACAAAUCAGAAGAAACCAAGAGAAGCUAGAAUCGCUUUCAUGACGAAAAGCGAGGUGGAUCAUCUGGAAGAUGGGUACAGAUGGAGAAAGUACGGUCAAAAAGCUGUUAAAAAUAGCCCCUUUCCAAGGAGCUAUUAUCGUUGCACCAGUGUUUCAUGUAAUGUGAAGAAACACGUGGAGAGGUCUUUGAGUGAUCCAACCAUUGUAGUAACAACCUACGAAGGAAAACACACACAUCCAAACCCAAUUAUGUCUCGUUCUUCAGCUGUUCGUGCUGGAUCUCUAUUACCACCACCAGCUGAAUGCACCACCAAUUUUGCCUCUGAUCAAAACUACGAUAUAUCCCAAUAUUAUAAUCAGCAGCGUCAACAAGUACUCUUCAAUACAUUGUCGUCUCUGGGUUUCCCUUCAAAGAAUAUGAAUGCUACUUUUUCUCAAGACAGACCACUUUGUAAUCCAAGGGUUCAGGACAAUGGCCUUCUUCAAGAUGUUGUUCCUUCACAUAUGUUCAAGGAGGAGUAGAUCAUUCAUCACUGUACAUCAUACCACUGCUUCUGUCUCAUUUCUUAUGUUGAUUGAUCACUUUUUGUAGCUAGUUAGAUAUAUAGAUAGGAGACUUAGAUGAGGAGUACUCCAUUAGUGAUGAUCAUAUAUACUGGUAAUCUUUUUUGCACAGAUAAGAAAGCCUUAAUUAUCAUUGGUAUUUAAUAUCAGUUUGAUCAUUGACAUCUCU
Messenger RNA from Medicago truncatula (barrel medic), 1295 nucleotides. RefSeq names its product WRKY transcription factor 23. The record is from RefSeq and is a predicted model, not a curated record. Lineage: Eukaryota; Viridiplantae; Streptophyta; Magnoliopsida; Fabales; Fabaceae. Gene Ontology annotation, biological process: regulation of DNA-templated transcription. Gene Ontology annotation, molecular function: DNA-binding transcription factor activity; sequence-specific DNA binding. Bases 197 to 1084 code for a protein of 295 amino acids. The transcript is spliced from 3 exons.